AUGAAACUUUCAAUAUUUUUAAUUCUUUAUUUAUUUUUAACGCCAAAUCUUGUUGAUUCAACUAAUAGCGAUGAUGAAAAUGAACAAACUUAUUUUAAUCGUUUUCAAUAUCGAGAUGGUGAAACAAGCGGGACAGGAAAUAGUGGCCAUGGAGGAACUGGAACUGGAAGCAUACCUUCAAGUACUGGAGGAUACUCUCAAGGAAUGUAUUCUGGCACAGAACAUUCUCAAAAUUGGUUGGCUUUGAAUCGAGGUUUUGGCAAUAAUCCAUUUUUAAACUCACCUCAACAUCUACAAGGGAAUCCGUCUGGUCAUGUACCUCAAAAUUGGUUGCAGUUAGGAUAUGGCAAUUAUCCAUAUCAACAUCACCAUAUUAAACCUUCUGGUCAAGAACCUUCUCAAAAUUUGUUAAAUUUGGAUUUAACUCUUGGCAUUAAUCAGUCUUUAUACCCAACUCAACAUCAACAUACGGGUGCAAUAUACCCUCAAGGAACGAAUCCUUCUGGUCAAGAAUCUUCUCAAAAUUGGUUAAAUUUGGGUUUAAAUCCUGAAAUGAAUUCUUCUGGUCAAAAAGAUGACAACCCCUUUAUUGUUAAAACGAAAAGAGGAUGGACUUUAAAUUAUGGUGGUUAUAAUUAUAACUAUUAUAGUCAGAGUGAUAAAAUGAAGACUAUCACUUGGGUGUGCAAUAAAAACCGUAGUUCUGAAUGUAAAGGAAAAGUUGUUACAAAAGGAAUUAAAUUUGAAAUAUUGAAAGAAUUAACAAAUGAUGAAUUAAACGAUUUGAAGAUUGGCAUUGAAUUUAAAUCUAAGCACACUUGUGUAAAAAAAGGAAAAAUUAUAAAUGGUAAUGUUUUAUAA
Molecule: messenger RNA, 861 nt
Organism: Meloidogyne enterolobii
Lineage: Eukaryota; Metazoa; Nematoda; Chromadorea; Rhabditida; Meloidogynidae
Source: the annotation of a GenBank genome assembly